UCGCUCCCUCCCGUGCGCGCACGCUCUGCGUACGUCUCCACUUUGCUGUGGUAAAUGACAGCAUUGAUCUGAACGGCGGGUGCGGAUCUGUCUUUUUCUUCUUCUUCUUGUUCGACGCGCCGACUUUUUUGGGGAAAAACACACGCGCGCGCGAGAGAGACGUGCCUCCUCUCUCACCCUGCAUGUGUCUGUGAGGACCCCCUGGUCAUGUUCAUUUAGCUGCCCUGCGUGAUGCCUGAUCAUGACAGCACCGCACUCCUAAGAGACUCCAGACAGACGAAGCGCCGACGCGUCGACAUCGGGGUGAAGAGGACCGUGGGUAGCACAAUAUUCGCCCGUGCCAGCGAAAGCCUGUUCGACAGCAUGAACCAAUCACACGGCCCGGACCAGGACGGCGACUGCUCGCUGGUCAGUCGCGGCCAUGGAGGUGUUGCCGGCGAUGGAGAGAAGUCUAAUGUUCUGAGGAAGUUGCUGAAGAGGACAAACUCUUACGACGACGCCAUGAUGCCCUUUCCUGGCGUCACCAUCAUCUCUCAGCUGCUGAAGAAUAACAUAGUCAAGAAUGGAGGCAGCGACUCAGGCUUCCAGGGGAGUGGAGCUCUGUCCAGUGGCGGCUCGGAGAUUCAAGGUGAGGACGCCUGUAGCAACUCCUCCCGUGACCAGGACAGCCCAUCUGACUGCUUGUCUCCUGGGCCACCUCCUCCAUCGUCCUCCUCCUCCUUCAGGGGGCCACCACCUCCAUUGGGCUUGAACUCACACGCUCCCUCUCAGCCUCACUCCCUCGCCUCGUUCGACUUGGACAGGCUGUCGGACGAGCACCUCCGCGCCAAACGGGCCCGCGUGGAAAACAUCAUCCGCGGCAUGAGCCACUCGCCGCUGGUGCGGCCCAAUCCCGGCGACCACAGCCAAGAGAGCAGACACGAGAACAGCAGCAACAACAGCAACAGCAGUAACGAUCACAGGGGGGACGGCAAUGUCCACAGCACUGGCAACCACAACCACAUUCCCAGCGACUGCCCGUCCCUCUUGAACUCGCCGGGAUCGCGGGCCACCGUUGUCAGCGUCGGCGAGGUCUACAGGGAGAAUAAGAGGAAACAGCGUCUGCCGCAGCAGCAGCACAGCUUCACACAGCUGGUGUGUUCCAGGCAGGAGCAGAGACAGGAAGAGAGACGGCAGCUCAAACUGCAACUGGAGGACAUGCAGAAACAACUGCGCCAACUCCAGGAAAAAUUCUACCAGAUCUACGACUCAGAGACGGAAGAAGAGGAGGAGAAUGGUGAGAAUGGAGAGGGUGACCGAGGAGAAGAAGACGGUAACUUGUCUGAGGACAGCAUACGCUCUGACGGCUUGGAGGAAAGACACCGAGACAGAGGCCGACACAGACACGACCAACUCCCCGAGCUGGACCCGGGUCUGUUCCUGGACCGGGCCCGAGCCCUCCUCCGAGAACAGGCCCUGUUAGACGGAGAAAUAGAAGAUGUGGACGGCAGGGAGGAGGAGAGGAAUAGAGAAAGGGUGAUGAAGAGGAGAGGAGCGGCGGCAGGAGCCGGGGGAGGGGGACGGCAGUUAGCAGAGACUCUAAAGCAGGAGCUGAACUGUGCCGUGUCACAGGUCGUUGACACGGUCGUCAAGGGCUUCUCUUCGCCCAAGCAGGCUGUCAGUCACCAUCACGGCUGCCGCAACAACACACCAGCUGCACCCUCCUCCAACUCGUCCUCUUCCUGUCCUCCGCCGUUUGGGCCCCUGCCCUCCCUUACCCCGGACUCGCGCUUUAGCAGCGGCGCCCUGGCCCUCACUUUGAAUGGCGAUGGCAGCCCCACUCCCAACUACCACUCCUCCAACCAGAGGCUGCACUGCUUUGGCGACGUCAUCGUCCCCAGCCCGAUGGAUUCCUUUGGCGGUUUGAGCAGCAGACUGAGCGGCGUGCCGACACCCAACGAUCAAACAGAGGCCCUGCCAUUGGUGGUACGGAAGAACGGCGGUGGCGCCGGGGAAGAGAACAUCAACCCGUCGUUUCCUCCGCCGCCUCCACCUCACCAUCCCUCCCUUCACCCCUCUCCCCUCACUGCCUCUCUCGGGUUUAGCCCUCCAUCAUUUCGCCACCCAUUCCCUCUCCCCCUUAUGGGUUACCCCUUUCAAAGCCCACUGGGGUCACACGGGGGCGGAGCCGGGUACCCGCCGGGGCCAAAGGACCUCCAUCGGUCCUCGCCCGAUUCCAUGGACAUGACGCGGGAAGCUCUCAGCCUCAGAACCAAAAUGGCGUCCCUCGGAGGGAGGCACCUCAGUCACCACCACCACCACCACCACCACCAGCACAGGCAGAGCUCACCGAGCCAGCACGGACCAGAGGGUCUGUCUCUAUCCCUCAUCAAGUCAGAGUGUGGAGACCUGCAAGACAUCGCCGACAUGUCGCCUUACUCAGGCAGCACUAUUCAGGAGGGUUUGUCUCCCAACCACCUGAAGAAAGCCAAGCUCAUGUUCUUCUACACCCGCUACCCUUCCUCCAACAUGCUCAAAAUGUACUUCUCCGACGUCAAGGUUGUCCUGUUCCAGUUCAACCGCUGCAUCACCUCGCAGCUGAUCAAGUGGUUCAGCAACUUCCGGGAGUUCUACUACAUCCAGAUGGAGAAGUUUGCGCGGCAGGCCAUCAACGAGGGCGUGACGGCCGCGGACGAGCUGUCGGUGGGCCGCGACGCCGAGCUCUUCAGGGCCCUCAACAUGCACUACAACAAGGCCAACGACUUUGAGGUCCCCGAUCGAUUUCUGGAGGUGGUCCAGGUGACUCUCCGCGAGUUCUUCAACGCGAUCGUGGCGGGCAAGGACGCGGACCCGUCCUGGAAGAAGGCCAUCUACAAGGUGAUCUGCAAGCUGGACAGCGACGUCCCCGACGUCUUCAAAUCCCCAAACUGUCUACAAGAGCUCCUCCACGACUGACUAGGACCAGGGAGGAGGCGCGGCAAGCAAGACAAACCUCUCAGACGACUGUGAAGACGCACGCACGGACAAGGCUGAGGUCUUUUUCUCUGUGAUGCAGAGACUUAGAUUAUUCCUGCAGAGGUUUUGUUCUCGUUCAGCCCGCUCUUCAAAAAAAACACAAACCCAGCCUCAAGAUGUUUUUUUUAGAGAAAGAGUAUUCGUCUUUGCCGAGACUCACGAGUCAGAUCCUUGUAUUGACAAAUCCUGCAGAGACUUUUACAAGAUUGACAAGCGGAAAAGCGGAAAAGCGGUGAAUACUCGACAUCCUUGCACUUACAGAGAUAAAAAAAAGACCCCUCCGAUCUGGAAACCUCGUCCCCUUCUUUCUUUCCUUCCUUCCUUCUCGUCUGAUCUCGCUCCCGAUCGUCGAUCUUCAGUGUCGACGACAUCUGGGAUCGGGAGUGAACUGAAAAUAAAGAUGAUAAUAUAUAAAUAAAUCUUUUUAUUGUGACUGUUUUUAAGUUUCAUGAACAUUUUUUUGAGGAAAAAAAAGUGAUGUUUGUUAUUUUUUAUUUUUUUCCCCUCCUCCCCCUCCCCCUCCCUUUGUAUAUGCUUACACCUCCUCUGUCUCUUACACAGGUACACACACACACACACACACACAGAAAGCACAGUAGCAAUUCCCAAACUCCUCAAACCCGACAUUUUCCCCGUCUUCUUUUUACUUCUUCCUCUUCUUUACUGUACUGAGACUUACUGGGUGUUUGUCUUGACUGUGACUCUCCCUGCCGCUCGCCUCCACGGCUGCCUCUCUUUGCAGACACUCAGAGUAUUGACAACAAAAUAUCGACUCCUUUAAACUGUGCCAGUUGUUUUUUUUUUGGAAUCUCACUAUACUUGAUUAAAUCAACACAAAACAAGUUAUUUCAUAACUUCAGCUCCCAUACACUGUCACAGUUUGACGUUUAUGUAUAUGUUGAUGAAAAAAAAACACCUUUAGGAAGCUCUUAAAUAUUGUUUCACUAUGUUUUCUUUUAUUUUGUGAUAGGAAAAAACAUAAAUCAGUACUUAAUGUUGUAAAAAUGACUUAAAAACGUUCCGUUUUGGCCACUUCCUGGCUCACCCAGUAAUGUUCUAGCACUGUUGCAUUAAGGUCAUUGUUUGUGUGUUAGUUUACUGCUAUUAUUAUUAUUAUUAUUAUUAUUGUGUGUGUGUUGUGUUUCACACUUAAACUCCAUUUAAGUCACUUUUAUUUUGAAAUUUGAACUCAUUCAUUGCAGCUCUCACUGGCCUCUCAGAUGACGACAGACACCAAAAAAAACAUAAUUUAAAGUUAGAAAAACAAGGAAUGGUGACUGAAUAUUGACAUUUUAAAAGUUUUAACCCCCUUUCAUCCUUUAUUUUUUUUUAGACAUUUUGUUUUUGCUCCGUGCGAUAAAGAGGGGCAGCCGCGAGCGGGCGGGUCACGUGUGAAGUGUUUAAGGUUUUAACAGCAGAAAAAAAAAGAAUAAAAAUAAAUAAAGACAUACAUAAGAAAAUGCUGAUAUUUGUAGCUUGUAUAGAUGUAAUAUUACUCCUGAUCACUUUUAUUAUUUAUAAUUGAAAUAACUAUUCCUAUUAAUGUUAUGAUGGUGAUGAUGAUGAUGAUGAUGAUUAAUGCUUGCUACAGACUUGACCAGUGAUUUACUCAUUGUUAAUCAUCAAACACUGCAACAUAAAAAUAAAUUAUUCUUUGAG
Molecule: messenger RNA, 4653 nt
Organism: Solea solea (common sole)
Lineage: Eukaryota; Metazoa; Chordata; Actinopteri; Pleuronectiformes; Soleidae
Product: prospero homeobox protein 1-like
Exons: 7
Coding region: 232-2934 (900 amino acids)
Biological process (GO): regulation of transcription by RNA polymerase II
Cellular component (GO): nucleus
Molecular function (GO): RNA polymerase II cis-regulatory region sequence-specific DNA binding; DNA-binding transcription factor activity, RNA polymerase II-specific
Source: RefSeq, a predicted model, not a curated record